Hylaeus anthracinus is the source of this 3915-nucleotide messenger RNA. RefSeq names its product transcriptional adapter 2B (gene Ada2b). Gene Ontology annotation, cellular component: SAGA-type complex; nucleus. Gene Ontology annotation, molecular function: transcription coactivator activity; zinc ion binding; chromatin binding. The record is from RefSeq and is a predicted model, not a curated record. Lineage: Eukaryota; Metazoa; Arthropoda; Insecta; Hymenoptera; Colletidae. The transcript is spliced from 10 exons. Gene Ontology annotation, biological process: chromatin remodeling; regulation of transcription by RNA polymerase II. The coding region runs from base 259 to 1677 and encodes 472 amino acids.
GAAACGCAUGCGUACUCGUUUCGCGACGCAACAGUCGUAAACAACAUUUUUUCCAAUCAGAUUCGUUACGAGUUUACGCUUGCACGUUAAGUAGAGCGUCCUGGCGGGCGCACCACAAUUUUUCCGCGUUUUCGUACGAUUUCGCGGAAAAAAUGGGGCUGAGCUCGCUCACUCAGUGUACGUGAUACGUAAACUUAUGGGUUUCUGGCAUGCGGUGACGUCAUCCGGAUCGUUCUGGAAGAACCCUGCAGGACAAUAAUGGCGGAUUUGUAUGCUAAAUACAACUGCACCUAUUGUCAAGAGGACAUCACGGGUUUACGUGUAAGAUGCGUCGAAUGCCCGGAUUUCGACCUCUGUUUGCAGUGUUUUUCUGCUGGUGCUGAAAUUGGUCCACACAGAAAUGAUCACUCUUAUCAGUUUAUGGAUUCUGGUACCAUUAGUAUAUUUAAUGGUAGAGGAAAUUGGACUGCUAGAGAACAACUUAGACUCUUGGAUGCCAUUGAACAAUUUGGUUAUGGUAACUGGGAAGAUAUUAGCAAACAUAUUGAAACACGUACGCCAGAAGAAGCAAAAGAAGAAUACAUUGCCAGAUACCUUGAUGGCAAUAUCGGUAAACAUACAUGGCCACCAACAGACAGCUACAAACCAAAUCUUACGGAUCAAACUAAGUCGGAUCAUGGACCUCUAUCGCCAGAUCUCACAUCUCGGUUACCACCGCUGGAUAUUACGCCAGAGGAAGCCGCACAACUGGGUUAUAUGCCGCAACGAGAUGAUUUUGAAAGAGAUUACAACCAUGAAGCAGAGUCGCUCGUGUCUUCGUUAUUCCUGAAUCCAGCAGAGGAUGAUGACUUAGACAUAGCUCUUAAACUUGCACAGGUUGAUAUGUAUACCAACAAUUUAAGGGAGAGAGCGCGACGAAAAAGAGUAGUGCGUGAUUAUCAACUAGUGUCAGCAUUCUUUGCAUCAUCCAGGAAAGACAAGACAUUGAAGAGGAAGCAAACAAAGGAGGAAAGAGAAUUUAGGGACAGAAUGCGAGCAUUCGCACAGUUUUACACAGCACAGGAGUACGAGCAGUUUUUAACAAACCUCGAGAGGGAAAGAGAGCUGCGGUUACGUCUUACUGAAUUAUAUCGUUAUCGGGAACAUGGCAUUUCAAGGCAUGAAGAAUGCGCUCACUUUGAGCAAGUGAUAGCUCAAACUCAGGGACAAAAUGACGCUGCUGACCAUUGGAACGAAAAAAAAUCUGGCAGCAGUGGGCCGUCCACACCAAUACACCGCCACACCUCAAAAAAAAGAGAAGAAGAAAAAAGUUACUCUUCAAUCGACCGAAAGUACACUGCAAAAGACUUGCCCAGCAGCAGCUCCUCAAUCAGUCAAACCAAUCCCAAUCGGACGACGACUCCAGCCAAUCAGUGGGCGGAGCCGGAUAACAAUCUGAAUUCUUCCAGCCAACAUUCUACCAGCUCCAGUUCUACUGUAGAAAAGAAUUGUACUGCGACAACUUCCGGAAAAUCUUGUUCAGCAGCAGGAGACUUAGGGGACCGAGACAUAGAAUUGGAAACUGCGGCUCAUUUGUUAACAAAGCAAGAAAAAUCCUUGUGUCUCCAACUUGAUCUGAAGCCAACGCAGUAUUUAACGCAAAAAACGUUGUUGUUGCAAGUAAUAUCUAAAUGGUAAUAGGAGAUCUGGCGUUGUACCUCAGUCGGAACCAGAGAGUAAAAUACUACAUUAUCUGGUAGCAAAUGGCUGGAUCGCGGCCAACUGAUAAAAUAUGUAAAAAAUUAAUGACCAUUUCAACUCUAAGUCACCUUCUAUCUUGCAAACUAAGUCUUAGAUAUAAUUGAAAUUCGAGUCUGAUUUAAUUAACAUAUAGAGCAGGUAGAGAGAGAAUGUGCGUGCGUGUAUAAUUUAACAUGUAUAGAUUAUCGAUUCUUUAUUGCAAUUCUUCUAUUAAAUUGUUAAAUAACGAGCAUUGAAGUGGUCGAAGUGGAUGGUAAAUUGUUACAAAUAUUUAAAAUAUUUAGUAUUUUCAACUAUUCUACAAAAUCGUAUUCGUAAUUUUGUUAUCAGUAACAAAAUAUAGAUUAUCAUCCUAACAGUGAUCACGGUAGCUGUAUCGAUGUAAAAAGUUUUCAAAUUUAACCUGAUCGUAAUUUGUAACAAUUUCAUCGCCAGUUGUCGAUACUACUAAUUGCUUUUCCAGAAUACAGGUAUUAAAUCAUCGUUAUCGUUUACAUAAAAAACGAUAACAUGAACUAAAAUCGAUUGUUUAGUUCAAACGAGCAUCGUUGUCCUAGGUUUCGUUUAUCUUUUAGUGUAUAAUUAGGAAUUAUUUAACACUGUUCAAGAAAAUCGCAUACACUGCCUUUAUAGAGCCAUUGAAAGUAUUGCUCAAUUAAUUCUUUCACUGUAAUAUUUUCUUGUACAGACUACUAGGUGCACAUACUCCUUUCUAUCUGUUUUGAAUGUGAUUUGUUACCAUACUUGACAAUAAGGAAAUGUAAGGAUGUUGCAUUAAUCCAGGUUAGGUUGUUUAGUUUAUUACAUCGAGAAAUCGAUUGAAACAUAUCUUCCCGGAAACGUUAUCAAUUGACAUUUCAUCUAACAGUGUUCGAAUGCUACUGGUUGGGCAUGUAUCGAAAUAUAUUUAAUUCAAAAACACAGCACCGUAAUAUAUUUAUACACGUUAGAUUCAUGAUAGUAUUGAAUAUUAAUUUAACGAUAGCUUAAUGACCAUAAUGAAAGAAAAACCAUGCAGAAACAUAGGUAGUUCUUAAUGUUCCGUUCAAAUGAGUCGAUUUAAAACGGUUCUUAGUACUCACGAAAUAUGCGUGAUUCACACGCAAACCAACGUAUUUUAUUCUGCAAUCGUCGAAUUUCUUUAAACGACACAAAAGAUUCCUUAUUGAUAAGGGAUGGUACAAAAAACAGAUCAUAAGGACAUUUGUUAUCACCAUGAAAUAUAUGAUAUUAGGUAAUUUAUUUGUUGCCUGUGUAAUAUUUGUAUAUAUGAUGAAAAAUAGUACCUUUCUAGUGAUACUACUACUUCUAAAGCACAAAUUAUGGUGGUAACCUAAUGAAGCGUUAAAAAGCAUAUAGCGUGAUAAUGAUGGUGUUCUAAGCCAAACUCAUAUUGCAGAAAAGACAUAAGAACUUAAGACAUUUUAACGUUUUAAAAAAAGCAAUUAUUUUCAGUUGCUUACAAUACUAGCAGUAAAAAUCAUAGAUUCUAAUUAAUCGAAAUGACGAAAAUAUUUGUGCCGUAAUAAGUGUGCACGUUGUUGCAUCUUUGGGAGAAGAUACACUUUGAUGCAUGCUUCGACGGCUUUACAUAAAACACAUUUAUAGCUUUUAUUUACCAUAAAUUGGUCGCAUGUUUUUAUAUAUCUCGCCAUUCUGGCACGCUUGAAAAAUUAAAAGAAAAAAAAAUAUCUAACAAGAUUACUCGUUUGCUUCUAAAGUAAUUUUGUCUUUCUCCGAAUUUUCGCGCUUAUCGAUAUUUGAACGCUAGUUCAAACGGCAAACGAAAAAUCAUUGUUAGCUUGUAUCAUUGUAUGGAUGUAAAAAAAAGUAAAAAAAAAAAAGCUAUAUCUAUGUAAAUACAUGAAAAAAGGAAGUUACGCGCGAUCGAGUAACUAUACAAAAUCUUGUAUGUAUAAAAAAAAAAAAAGAAAGAAGAGUCUAAAGUAUCUUCCGUUGAAAACAAUACUUAUUAUGGCGUAUUGCUUAAAUAGCUAAGUGAUGAGAUAGGGAAAUAGCUGCUCAUAUUUUUUACGGAGAGUAGAAGACUAUUCCCUUUUAUUCGGUGUAAACUAUUUUCUGCGAACUUGUGUGAACAGCGAAUCGUUUAUAAAUAGGCGUAAAUAAUUUUUGUAAUAGACUCGCACUCAUUUCUUAUAAACAUUUUUUAUUUCC